AUUGUCAUCAUUUCGUAAAUCGAGACAAAUCGUCUCUUCCGCGCGCCCCGCCCCAUUGGGUCCCGGAUGUCUGUCACUCUCUAACUAUCUACACUCUCUGUACCGGAUACCUAUCAAAAUGGUAAAAAAGCACAAACACGAGUGCCAAAAACCUCCGCCGCUCCCAACAACACCUCCACCACCUCCAGUCGGGGAGCUCCCAACACAGUACAAGAGGAUGUCCUCAACCUUACAGCACGUGCAGCCACCUCGACGUUCGAACCACGCAUAUUUAUUGGUACCAUUUGUCAUCACAGUCGGGCUCAUGUGGUUCGCAUAUUCACAAUGGAAGAAUCCGCCGCAAGCUCAACUGCAACCAUCUGUGGUUACUGAUAGGUACAGACCUCGAGUCGCCUGGAUGUCGGACCUCAUCAAAUCCCUGCCACCAUUUGCGCAGGGGUAUCGGGCUGAGAAGUUUGUCCCAAAGUACAAACUAUCGGGAUGCACCAUAAACGGAAACUUUCCCGAAAUGAAUACAGCCAUAUUUUGCUAUUUGUACAAUUCAACGCUAUACACUUCGGCGAAUAAGACAAUUUCUCAGGAUAUUGGAGAAACUGGAUUAUGCUCCAAAAUCGCUGAAUUCAAUAUGAACGACUGGAAGCUGUGGGAUAAAAUUAAUGACGAUUUUCGAAGGAUUGUAUUUAUUCAGCAUCCGUUGGAACGAUUUGUUAGGUCAUAUAAGAAGUUGUGUAAAAUUGAGCGAAAAUGCUUCAACUGCCAGGACAAUCUCAGUUGCUUCAUGCGGAAAUUGUUGAAGCAGCACGAAAAAACAGCGGAGGGGCUUGCAGGACCAGUCAGGACGUUUAUCACAAAUCAUUUCAGCCCUCAGACUUGGAAUUGCCAUUUCAAUCGGGAGUUUCAAAAGAUUCGUACAGUGAAGAUUGGCGGGAAUCAAACUGAACGGGCGGAGUUCUCCGAUAACCUGAAUGAAAUCCUUGGGGAGCAGGGAGUUGCUCAAGAGGUUCAGCGGAUUAUUAAGGAGGAAGUUUUGAAAAUUCCCCUGGAGCUCUCACCGGACGAACGUGAGCUCGCCGUAGCCAUAAAACGAGAUCAUGACGAUCUUUACCGACUAUUCCGUUAUCUGUACGAACACGACUUUAUCGUGUUUGGAUACCCAUUUUAAACAAGUUCUCAAAAAAAAAAAAAACCAAAAGCAGCUGACAUUUCACGGGUUCCCCAUUUCCAUACUUUUUGCGUUGUUGUUCCAUCGAUUUCUGGUGCUUUUCCUCAAUAAAUGAUUCGAAUUUUG
This is a messenger RNA of Caenorhabditis elegans, 1288 nucleotides long. RefSeq names its product Carbohydrate sulfotransferase (gene F01D5.10). The transcript is spliced from 8 exons. Gene Ontology annotation, cellular component: membrane. The record is from RefSeq and is marked reviewed. Lineage: Eukaryota; Metazoa; Nematoda; Chromadorea; Rhabditida; Rhabditidae. Gene Ontology annotation, molecular function: sulfotransferase activity; chondroitin 4-sulfotransferase activity. Gene Ontology annotation, biological process: positive regulation of response to oxidative stress; chondroitin sulfate proteoglycan biosynthetic process. The coding region runs from base 119 to 1162 and encodes 347 amino acids.